AUGUUUUUUUUGUUAAUUUGUCGAUUUUCAUCUUCACUCCUGACUUUUGUUUCAUCUUCAUCUUUACGGUAUCUGCUGUUAUUUUCCUGUGCACACCAGGAAUUGGUGGUUGGUUUCGUUUCCGCAUGGAAGCUAGCUAUUCUAAGUGUCGCAGUCAUUCCCGGAAUCACAUUUGCAGGUGUAUUAUACGCUUAUACUCUUACAGGUCUCACUUCAAAAAGUCGUGAAUCCUAUGCCAAUGUUGGCAUCAUCGCUGAACAGGCUAUUGCACAAGUAAGGACAGUGUAUUCAUAUGUGGGAGAAACCAAAGCACUCGAUUCAUAUUCAGAUGCAAUACAACACACUCUCAAAUUGGGAUACAAAGCAGGAAUGGCAAAAGGAUUGGGAUUGGGAUGCACAUAUGGAAUCGCAUGCAUGUCAUGGGCGCUUGUGUUUUGGUAUGCGGGUGUAUUUAUUAGGAAUUGGCAGACAGAUGGUGGAAAAUCAUUUACAGCAAUCUUCUCCGCCAUUGUUGGUGGCAUGAGUUUGGGUCAUUCGUUUUCGAAUCUUGGAGCAUUCAGCAAAGGGAUAGCUGCUGGAUAUAAAUUAUUGGAAAUUAUUAAGCAAAAUCCGACUAUAGUUCAAGACUCUACAAAUGGGAAAUGUUUGACCGAGGUCAACGGGAAUAUUGAAUUUAAGGAGGUGUCUUUUAGUUACCCUUCAAGGCCGGAUGUUCUUAUAUUUAAAGAGUUUUCCAUUUUCUUCCCGGCUGGAAAGACAGUUGCGGUGGUUGGUGGUAGUGGGUCUGUUGAUGAAUGGGUUGCACGUUUCUUUGAGGAGCUUGACUAUAUUAAUGAGGGUGAAAAUGGAACAUUAUACCCUAGCUAUUCUUGA
Lactuca virosa is the source of this 873-nucleotide messenger RNA. Lineage: Eukaryota; Viridiplantae; Streptophyta; Magnoliopsida; Asterales; Asteraceae. The record is from the annotation of a GenBank genome assembly.